Molecule: messenger RNA, 1544 nt
Organism: Coturnix japonica (Japanese quail)
Lineage: Eukaryota; Metazoa; Chordata; Aves; Galliformes; Phasianidae
Source: RefSeq, a predicted model, not a curated record
GAGGGCUGCCGCCUUCUGAUGCCGGGCCUUCGGGAACCUCCUUGGGAAGCCCCCAAGCGUGUGAGGUGCGGUGUAAGGACCCUUGGUAAAGGAGCAGAGAACACAUGUGUUGUGCAGCAGGGAGGUGGUCGGGAUGUUAACGUAAGUUUCUCAAACAGUUAGGUAUACAUCCUGACUGGCAAUUUGUAGAUGUCUAUGGUAUGGAACCAGAACUGCUUAGCAUGGUGCCAAGACCUGUAUGUGCAGUGCUUCUUCUCUUUCCAAUAACAGAGAAGUAUGAGACCUUCAGAACAGAAGAAGAAGAGAGGAUAAAAGCUAAGGGGCAAGAUGUCAAAUCAUCAGUGUAUUUCAUGAAGCAAACCAUCAGCAAUGCUUGUGGGACAAUUGGGCUAAUUCAUGCUAUUGCCAACAACAGAGAGAAAAUGAACUUUGAAACCAAUUCAUCACUGAAGAAGUUCCUAGAAGAUUCUUUAUCUAUGACUCCUGAAGAAAGGGCCAAAUAUCUAGAAACUUACGAAGCAAUUCGUGUCACUCAUGAAUCCAGUGCCCAUGAAGGUCAGACUGAGGCACCAAGUAUAGAUGAAAAAGUAGAUCUUCACUUUAUUGCAUUAGUUAACGUAGGUGGUCAUCUCUAUGAAUUGGACGGACGCAAACCAUUUCCAAUAAACCAUGGGGAAACUAGUGAUGAUUCUUUUUUAGAGGAUGCAAUAGAAGUUUGCAAGAAGUUCAUGGAACGUGACCCGGAAGAAUUAAGAUUUAAUGCAAUUGCACUGUCUGCAGCUUAAAAACUUUUCCACUUGGGCUAACCUAUUGCAAUGUAUUGUAACAAGAUAACCGUUGCCAUAUGUUAAUAGUACAAGUUUUGAUACUUCCCUAAUACGUCAAUUAAUUGUAGCACACGUGGAAUAAACUUUGCAUUUGUCCUUGAUAGAAUUUGCUGCUUGUUCCUGAAGCAAAUUGAUGUAUUUCUGUACACACGUGCAUUUUGUGCAAGAAUUCUGUGUGGUGGGGUUUUCUCCUUCUAGCCCCUUAAUAGUUUUGGAAAUCAGUGCCUGUGAUAUUUCAUCAUAAUAAUGAUGAGCAAGUUCAGAGUGGGACUCUUCACUCAUACCAUAUUUAGAGUGGAAUAUGGGAUACUGGGCAAAAACUUGAAAUAUGAGGUUACUUGCAUCUUCAAAUUAAAAUGAUAGAAGAAUAACGUAAGAACUUUUGCAGGUAGAUCAGAAAUUAUAUAUAAAUACUGGAAGAAAAAAAAAAGCCAGGACUGUUUCUUCUAACUGGUGCUCAGGAAUAAUAUUCUAAAUAUUCUUAUAUUUACAUUUUGGAGAAUGUUCAUUUUGUUUUUCAAGCCUAAUAAUGUUAAAGCUUUUUAAUAAUUUAUUAGUUAUACCAGCGUAUGCGAUUUGUAUUUGUGGAAAAACAAAAACAAAAAAGCAGGUAGUGAUUAAUGCGGUUUAUAAUGGUAGGACUGCAGAGGGAACGCGCAAGUGAAUACAACAAAAUGAAGUAUCUCACCUAACUGUAAUAAAUGCUAGAAAAAGUCA